Molecule: messenger RNA, 1394 nt
Organism: Lutzomyia longipalpis
Lineage: Eukaryota; Metazoa; Arthropoda; Insecta; Diptera; Psychodidae
Exons: 2
Coding region: 403-1254 (283 amino acids)
Source: RefSeq, a predicted model, not a curated record
UCAGUCCUAUUGUAGCUCUCGCUGCAACAACAACCACACCAUUUCACCUUAUUUCCUCUUCCGCAUCGUACCUCCUCAUAAUGUGCACAUAAUGAAAAAAAGUAUCUCUAGUGUGAAUAAUGUGAGAAUAGUUUGAAUAUCGAUUGGAAAAUUUAAGAGAAAUUCAUUAAAAAAAGUGUCCAUCCAGAGUUUCUUUUUCUAAUUCUUAAUAGAACAUUAAUUAUAAUUCUUUCUUUGUGAUUUUCCUUUAAUCAAUUCUCUAUGGGUACACAUUCAAGCCCAAUUAAAGUUUAUUAAUUCAGUGCCUCUCUGCAAUUUUAAAACUCCGACUUAAUCCCUAAACUAACCCCCGUAUUACAAUAAAAUCCAUCUAAACAAUAAGUUUGAAGAAAUUUUCACAAAAUGAGAAAAAUAGUGAUAAGUUUAGUUUUUAUAUUAUCAACGGCAGUUUUAGUCGAAGGACAUUCAAUAAGUGGAAAUACAACGGAUAAAAUUCUGAAAUUAAUACAGGAUUCCAAUAUGAAAGCAUUGCAGGACAUUCGGAUUGAUCUUCAGCCUGUUGGGAGAUUUCUCAGGUGGAUAUCUCAGCGAAAAUCUUCUGAUGUUGGUGAUGCAAGGAUUAUUUUUCGUGUUUUAUUCCAAGAGAAAAUGAUGUACGGGGCAAUGUUUAUAAUAGGCUCCUUACUAGUUUUGUCUCUCGGAGGACUGUGGAUGGGAUCUCAGAGUAUCGGUCUGGGUAUGGGUGUGAUGGGGAUCAAUAUGGCUGUCCUCAUGUGGAGACUCCUGAAUAAUCGCAAUGGCAACGGCAAUGGCAAUGGCAAUACCAACGGCAACGGGAACGGAGUUAAUGGAAAUGCCAAUGGAAUGGCAAUGUUAACCACGAUGGGCUUGUUAAAUCGAAUGGGAACAAAUGGGGGUACUGCAUUGAGAAUACCAAAUGGGGCAUCAGUAGAGAUAAAUGGUGACACCAUCACUACACAACGACCAGCUGCAACAAAUGCCCCCGCAAUGAUAUUAUUCGCAAAUGGGAACGGACAAUCAGGACCAGUUGUACCCCUAUUCAAUGCAGAACUAACAGCAAGUACUCCAACUAUUAGUCGUAUUGAUAAUUUUGGGAACUUGGGGAAUGUGGGGAAUUUAGGGACAUUCGGGAAUCUCGGGACAAUAGGAAGUCUCGGAACUAUAGGGAAUCUUGGGACAAUGGGAAAUUUAGGAAAUAUAAUCGGAUUCGCAAGGAUCCCUGUUAGACAGUAGCGGCGGUACGUCGAUCUAUUCACAUCCAUUUAAGUUAAUAUUAAUUUAUUUAAAAUACCAAAGAUUUUGUAAAUUAUUUUCCUAUUUUUGUAUUUUUUUUUAAUAUUUUUUUUUUAAUAAAAAUUGUAUAUUUGGCUUCA